GUUUUUAAAAUAUUGUUGUUGAUUUUUUAAAAAUUACAUUAUACAGAAUGGAAACUGUACGUUUACCACAGAAGAAAUACUACAGACAAAGAGCCCAUGCGAAUCCCAUGACAGACCACAGUUUUGACGUCCCAGUGAAACCAGAGGACAUGGAAUGGAGUGAACAUUACCCUGACUUCUUCAGUUCUGGUCAGAAGAUCACUGAGUGCAAUCACAGAGUGGAGUUUGCAGACAUUGGCUGUGGUUAUGGAGGCUUGCUAGUAUCUCUGUCGCCAAUGUUUCCUGAUACACUGAUGCUUGGUAUUGAAAUUCGAGUGAAGGUUCUUGACUAUGUAAAGGAUAGAAUCAAAGCGCUUAGAGUUCAAAAUCCCGGAAAAUACACCAACAUUUCCUGUAUCCGAUCAAAUGCUAUGAAAUAUCUUCCAAACUUCUUCGAGAAAGGACAGCUUUCAAAGAUGUUCUUUCUCUUUCCUGAUCCACAUUUCAAAAAGACAAAACACAAAUGGAGAAUUAUAAGUCAGACUCUUUUAGCUGAAUAUGCUUACGUCAUCAAAGUUGGGGGUAUUGUGUACACAAUUACUGACGUCAAAGAUCUACAUGAUUGGAUGGUCUCCCAUUUCGAUCAGUUUCCAUUGUUUGAAAGAAUCACCGAUGAUGAACUGGAUAAUGAUCCAGUCGUUUCUAAACUUUACGAAAGCACGGAAGAAGGUCAGAAGGUCACGAGAAACAAAGGAGAUAAACAUCUAGCCGUGUAUCGUAGAAUAGAAGAUCCCUUUCUGACUAAUUCAUCUUUUUCUUAUGAAGCAUCAUGAUAUGACUUAAUACUGUUAAACAAUGUUAUUUUGACGACAAUGUACAAUUUUCUUAUGGUAGAUAUAUGAUGUAGAAUAAUUCUUAGGAUCUUUG
Messenger RNA from Saccostrea echinata, 906 nucleotides. Its product is annotated as tRNA (guanine-N(7)-)-methyltransferase-like. The coding region runs from base 48 to 812 and encodes 254 amino acids. Gene Ontology annotation, molecular function: tRNA (guanine(46)-N7)-methyltransferase activity. The record is from RefSeq and is a predicted model, not a curated record. NCBI's taxonomy places the organism in Eukaryota, Metazoa, Mollusca, Bivalvia, Ostreida, Ostreidae. The transcript is spliced from 6 exons. Gene Ontology annotation, cellular component: tRNA methyltransferase complex. Gene Ontology annotation, biological process: tRNA methylation; RNA (guanine-N7)-methylation.